CGCAGGCGGCGUUUCUGCCCCUGUAGGGGCGUUCUCCGGAGUUCCCCGCUCGGCUGCAAGGCUGUCCCUCUAGCAAUCGGGGCCAGAAAACGGGGCGCUAGGCCCUGCAGAGGCGGAACCGGGUCCUUGUAACUAGCGCCGAGGAGGGGGGUCGGAGCUCCCGGCCAGGGUCUGAGCCGGAGGAGACCGCGCGGGCGUCCUGGGGGACGGCCAAGCGCGGAGGGCGAGGCUUCUUGGGGAAAUGCAGGGCAUGUUGCCCAGGCCAUGGGUGCCGACGGGGACUCGGGGGUCCCCUCGGGGCUACGACCACUUGCCGCGGGCAUUUCACAGGUUUCCCAUCGUCCCCCAGCCUGGAAUCCAGCAGGAUUGAAACACGGCUUCAACCAAAUGUUCUCUUUCCUCUAAGGAGAGGGGCUGAGCCAGUCAGCCCGAAAGGACUUAAGUGGGGUGCCCGGUCCUCGGGGGUGGAAGGAGCAGGGGUUGAAGGGAGUGCGGGAGCGAGAGUGCCCUUCCUGACCAUCAAAUGCCUCCAUCUGUGUUGCCGUCUCUGCUGAGUGGGCUUGCCGCGCUCACCACCCGGGAGGAGGGACGGCCGACGCCCGGUGGGCUCUGACCGUGCCGCCUUCAUGUCGCUGCUGACGGGCACUCCGGGGGGAACGGGCAUGGGGCACAGCCUCGCCCUCCGCCUUCCCCGCCUCCCAGGCGCAGAGGCUGGCGAUGUGGAGACGUGAGGGGACCCUGGCUGCCCGGGGUUCUGCAGGACUCCACCAGGCAUCCGCGCGUUCCUCCGCGCCCGGGGCGGGAGAGACUGGCGUGGUGCUCCGAGGCGGGCCGGCGACGAGCGAGGGGCACCAGCCUCGCCAUGGGGCACAACGGCAGCUGGAUCUCCCGAAACGCCAGCGAGUCGGGCAACGCGUCGGGCGCCCAGGCGGCAGGCGCCAACCUCAGAGCGCUCGGGGCGUUCGGCGAGGCGCAGCUGUACCGCCAGUUCACCACCACCGUGCAGGUCGUCAUUUUCAUAGGCUCUCUGCUCGGUUCAUUAAAAACCUGGCCUGCUCGGGGAUCUGUGCCAGCCUAGUCUGCGUGCCCUUCGACAUCAUCCUCAGCACCAGUCCUGGCUGUUGCUGGUGGAUCUACACCAUGCUCUUCUGCAAGGUCGUCAAAUUUUUGCACAAAGUCUUCUGCUCUGUGACUAUCCUCAGCUUCCCUGCCAUUGCCUUGGACAGGUACUACUCAGUUCUCUAUCCACUGGAGAGAAAAAUAUCUGAUGCCAAGUCCCGUGAGCUGGUGAUGUAUAUCUGGGCUCACGCAGUGGUGGCCAGCAUCCCUGUGUUUGCAGUGACCAAUGUGGCCGACAUCUAUGCCAUGUCCACCUGCACUGAAGUCUGGAGCAACUCGCUGGGCCACCUGGUAUAUGUUCUGACCUAUAACAUCACCACAGUCAUCGUGCCUGUGAUUGUGGUCUUCCUCUUCUUAAUACUGAUCCGUCGGGCCCUGAGCACGAGCCAGAAGAAGAAGGUCAUCAUAGCAGCGCUGCGGACUCCACAGAACACCAUCUCUAUCCCCUAUGCCUCCCAGCGGGAGGCCGAGCUGCACGCUACUCUGCUGUCCAUGGUGAUGGUCUUCAUCUUAUGUAGCGUGCCCUAUGCCACCUUGGUUGUCUACCAGACAGUGCUCAAUGUCCCCGACACAUCCGUCUUCUUGCUGCUCACUGCCAUUUGGCUGCCCAAAGUCUCUCUGCUGGCCAACCCUGUGCUCUUUCUUACUGUGAACAAAGCUGUCCGCAAGUGCUUGGUAGGGACCUUGGUACAACUGCACCACCGGUACAGCCGCCGCAAUGUGGUCAGUGCAGGGAGCGGGCUGGCUGAGGCCAGCCUGGAGCCCAGCGUGCGCUCAGGCAGCCAGCUCCUGGAGAUGUUCCACAUUGGGCAGCAGCAGAUCUUCAAGCCCACAGAGGAUGAGGAGGAGAGCGAAGCCAAGGACACCGGCUCAGCUGACCUCCGGGCCAAGGGGAUCCUGAGCACGGGUCUGGAGGGAGAGCAGGGGCUGCCGUUUGCAGCCUCUGCCCCACCCCUGGGCACAGUGGACUCCAUAUCCCGGGUGGCACUAGCAGCCCCUGGGGAACCCGAGACAUUCCCUGAUAAGUAUUCUCUGCAGUUUGGCUUUGGGCCUUUUGAGUUGCCUCCUCAGUGGCUCUCAGAGACCCGAAACAGCAAGAAGCGGCUGCUUCCCCCCUUGGGUAACACCCCAGAGGAGCUGAUCCAGACCAAGAUGCCCAAGGUAGGCAGGGUGGAGCGCAAGAUGAGCAGAAACAAUAAAGUGAGCAUUUUCCCCAAGGUAGAUUCCUAGUAAGGCUUGUGAAUCCCUGGAAGCAGCAGGGCGCCCCCAUGCUCCUGCCCUCCCUCUGCUCUGGCCCUGUGGUUUGUUUGCUGUCCUUGCAACCAAGUAUGGGUUGACUCCUCCUGUAUGGCCCACAUGCUUUUGAAUGAGGGGGAAACUUAUAUAAAGUCAAUUGUCCUCUUUAUGGAGGGAGUCUGUAUGUCUCCCUCAGUGACCCACGUUCUUAGGGAAGUCCACACUCCUCUCUGUGGACAUGGAAGCUGGGCAGCGUGGGACAGGACUUGGGGCAUGAGUGUUUGCUGAGGACCCCUCAGUUCCCGGGGCCCCGCAGAGAGUACAGGGAGAGGAGCAUCUGUGAGUCAAGGGGAGCAGGGGCACUCUAAGGGAGCCCAAGAUAAUUAUGGAGCUGUGUGGCCAUAAAGAAAAUGUCUCUUUGAUUGACUUAAAUAUGACAAAUACUUUAAAUUUUAAUAUCGAUCUGUAUCUUCAGGGAAGAUAGCACCUUGGCAUUUGACAUCUUUUCUCUGGAAGGUCUGAUCAUGUGACUCUGAGUUUCUUCCAAAGCCUUCAUCCCUUUCCCUGGGAUAUAGACAAGAUAGAGCUGUUCCACCCCCACUUGACAGCUAUGGCAAUAGAUGUGCCCCGUGGUGAGGGAGAUGUUCUGAGCUUGGUUACCCUGCCAUUCUCCUGGCAUCACUAAGGCCUCAGAAAGGUAUGUGUGCAGUGUGGGUUGGAAGACUCUGCACAGUCUUACUGUGGCUUUCCACAAAUUGUGGGAAAUUGUAGUUUUGCAACAGAUGAGACAGAAGCAAAGAGGUAGAGAAGGAAGACUGAGAAAUGUCUGUGCAUUUCUCUUUUCUCCUCCCACAUGCUCUCACAUCAUGGGCUAUGAGCAAUCAGUGGGAGUAAAGUAUAUUGAAAAAAUUUUCUGUGCAAACUUUUGGAAUGAAAAGGUAAUUUAAAAAUGCAAAACUAGUGUAACCUGGGUCAUCUGGAGACAUCAGAACAGGUGGUUAGGAAAGGCGAUUCUGUCCCAAAGAAUGGGAAAAGUCUGACAAAGGUGGCUCCCUUCCGAUGAGGCCUCCAGAACCCCGGUGUGUCGGGUCUCACUUCAGUCUGUUUGUGCACCUGUGGUUCUCCCUUCAUUUUGGACAAAGGAGAGGGAGAAAUACUUAAUCACUGUGAAAUGCAAGGUAGCCCCCAGGCCAGGUGAGCUGUCCAAGUCCUCCCUCCCAGUGUGGCUGUAGCAGGCGCCAGAGUGACGGGGAGGACAGGGUCCUCAACUGAUUAUCCUCUGGGGCCUCUCACAAGUGAUUCAAGUCCACUUUGAGCUAGAUUUUACCAGGAUUCAAACCACAGGUGACACUUCCCUUUGGAGGGCAGAUCAAGUGCCAGCUCUGCUCUUGUCUCUUGAGCAUUUGUUCUUGUUACUAGAACACAGGGGAGCUAAUCCAGGGCCUUGAGCAAGCUUGAAGGGAAGUGGGCAUUCUCACCUGCAAAAUCCUACGUCCCCAAAGCAGUGGGCCUCACAUGUCCCCUCCUUUAGCCACACUGGCCCCUUGUCCCUCGGAGGAAUCUCAGACCAUGGGUAGGGAGUUUCCUUUUCCUGCCCUCUCGUGGGUGUACUGUCUUGUGAUUCCAGAACAUGAACCAAAGUCCCUCCCCCUGAAGAGAAAGCAUCUGCCUCUUUGUAUUGUCCGCUCGCAGUGUGCGUCCUCACAGCAGAAAUGGGACCACCCGGCCUCUCCUGGGCCCCUGGCCCCCAGGCCUUGGUGUGUGCCAUCUGUAGCUCCUUGCCCCGAGAGUUCCUGUGCGGCCCUUCAAGCUUCGCGUUCAAGGCCUUCACAAGCGCUGUGGCUCUCGUCAAGGGGAAACCUACGCUGUCAGAAAAUUGUGUCCACUUGAGAAGACUGUCAAAUGCAGUCCCUUUGGUGUCAUUCUGAUACUAUAAAUUUACAACUUCAUAAAUUCUGGUGAGGCAGAGGGUGGUAGGUAUUUCUUAUGUUUGGAGCAGACAGUUAACUUCUAACAGGUCAUUGCCAGGUGUAUUUCUAUAUUCUUUGAAGAAUUACAUUUUAAUAAAAAUUUGAGAAGUUAUUUCUGAACUCGAAAAAGGUUAAAUGAGCUAUUUUUUGUUUCUUUUCUCUCUCAAGUGGGCAUAUGAAUGUAAAUAUUUAAUCAAAAAUUAAAAUGAUAUUGGAAAGAUAGAGGAGAAGCAGCAGAGGGGACGAUGGUGCAAGAGAUUUGGUGGAUGCACUCAAGUGGGGUCCAAAACAGAUGAUGCUAAACAGAGUAAA
Molecule: messenger RNA, 4637 nt
Organism: Manis pentadactyla (Chinese pangolin)
Lineage: Eukaryota; Metazoa; Chordata; Mammalia; Pholidota; Manidae
Gene: GPR176
Product: G protein-coupled receptor 176
Exons: 3
Coding region: 718-2349 (543 amino acids)
Biological process (GO): G protein-coupled receptor signaling pathway
Cellular component (GO): plasma membrane
Molecular function (GO): G protein-coupled receptor activity
Source: RefSeq, a predicted model, not a curated record